AUGCUCCUUCAUAAAGAAGAAUAUAUUAUAUUAUUUGUGAUUAUCUUUCUCUACUUUAACUCAUUUCUAUGUGUGAGCUCUAAUUCCAGAAAUAAAAUAGAUCCUGCGUUAGCACUUUUACCUUGGACACUGAAUAAUAAAUCCAAUAUUGAGAUCAGAGUGAACCACGGUUGUUAUAACUGGAAAUUUGAAGAAGAUGAAUUUUUAACAGUUAAUAGUUUGGUUGUAAGAACUGAUGACUUUGGGAACAAUUGUACUGAUGUUGUGAAUGUAAACCCAAGAUGGCCCUAUAUGCACUUAAAGGGGAUUUUUACUAUGAUCGCAUACGACAUUUAUACAGGGGAGAAUUUACGCAGUGAGAUUCACAUUGCAAAGGUUGAGAGUAUAAAAAUCAGCACCAGUUCAAAAAGAAUUAGGUUAGGUUCACUUGAAAACUUAUAUGCAGUUGGAUUCGACAAUGAAUUUAAUACUUUUACAUCAUUAAAUGGACUAAAAAUUGUCUGGGAGCUGGAAAAUGAUAACAUUAAAUCGGAAAAGAAUGAUGGGAGCCAAAUAUUAGUUAUUGGAUCCAAAGUUGGAUCUGUAAAUGUAUAUGUCAAAAUUGUUGAAGAUGAUUAUACAUUAAUCAGUUCCUCUGUUACUAUUUAUGUUGAGGAUCCAUUCAAAAUUAUCCCGCAUGUAAGAAGAGCUCCUUUUGGUUCGUUAUAUCCAAUUCAUUUGGUGAAAGAAGGGUCAGUGAACAAUUUAGGUUUUUUCAAAAAAGAAUUUCACUACUGUGAAAUUGACCAGAAUAGUGAGGCAGAAGCUCAAGUAUUUGAAGGUAGUAAGUUAAUAAUUGGUAAUUACAACAACCAAGAUACUGAUGCCGAAUUUAUAAUUUCGACAACUUGCAAAGAUAGAAGAGUUGAUGGAAGUUCCUUUACAAAUAUUGUCUACUCGUCAUUUCCCAAAGGGAUUUUAUUUGCAGUUCAAGAUGAAUUGAACUUAGCAGCUCACCAAGACGAAUUUAAUUUUAAUAACUUUGCCCAACUGUAUUUUAUAGAAGGUGAACAGUUGGUUGAAAGGUCCGGGUUUUUUGAUAUAAUACUGCAAAAUAAUGAAUUGACUAUUGUUGAGAAAAAAACCAUUUUUCUUCAAUUAAAAUUGUUUAAUCACAAAAGAGAAUUUUUGGACGUUCCGAUAAACUCAAACUUUGAUUUUUCUUGCAGAAAUGGUUGUAAUUCAGUAAGUAUUAUCCCAUUCCAGAGUGAGGAUUAUGAAAAUAAAAGCAAUAAUGGUUUUUUUAAAAUUGUUGGGAAUUCAGUAGGAUUCAGUGAAUUAGUGAUUAGGUUGAACUCAAUAGGCGAUAUGAAUUAUUCAGAAUUAAAUAGGAAUUCCAAAUUAUCAGAAAUUACUUCAUCUUUAAAAAUUAAUAUUGUUAAAGAUAUUAGUACACUUUUUUUAAACUUGCCAGUUAUCUUAUACCCUGGAGAACAAGAGAUCAAUAUUAGAGAAAACAUUACUGGUGGAAAGGGACCAUUUUUCUUUUGCUCAUCUAAUUCAUCAAUAGCAAUGGUUGAUUUCCAUACAGGUUUAUUAAAGACAAACUAUAUUACGGGAAUGGUUAGUGUUAUUGUCUACGAUACUGGAACGAGCCAUUAUAAUUUCAAAGAAAAUAAUUUAGAUUGUGAAUCCCUUAAAUAUGUCUAUGGCUAUAAUAUUCCAGUUUUGGUUGCAUACAUUAAUGGUUUCAAUUUAGAGCUACUCUCUUCUAACAGCAGUUUUUAUAACAAUACCAUUUAUACAUCUAUAUCCCAACGUUCGUUGAGCAUUGAAAUAAAAGCCGAGCCUUUAAGGGACCUCAAUGCGUUAUUAGAUAAUCAAUAUGAAUCAUCAUUUUAUAGUCAUUCGUUUAAUAACUUGGAUACUCUUGAUAUAUUGAAGUUGUUUAAUCCAUGCAGAAUAGUAGAGGCAGGGAAUCUACUUGAAUUUCAAUCAAAUUUCAAAAGUAAAAGUGAUUUGAGUAUUAAUGAUUGCUUGUUGAUUAUAGAUGAUUUGAAAAUUGCACCUUAUAGCCAACUAGCAUCUAAUUAUGAUUCAAAUACCAUUCAGAUGGAUAUAAACGAACAAAAAAUAAAUAUUGAACUAAAAAAACAUGGAAGUAUCGUUUUUGAGAGCUUUAUUGAAUUUGGCGUCGAGAUUUUUUAUAACUCAAAAAUAAUUAAACGGAAAAUACUUAAUACUGGACUUUCUAUUUACAUUUUUCAAGAGAUCUCAUUUAUUCCUAUUAUUAACGAAAUUGUGCUGAGUUAUUUUGAAUCAUCAGAAACUCCUUCGAAUAACUUCUUUAUUGAGAAAUCUAGUAAAAUUACCUUUAGCUUACAAGGCGGAUUGAUUGAUUAUCAAGAAAAAACCAACUUUUUAAUUGAAUAUAGCAAGUUCAAACUAUUUUUACUGAUCAAUGACGAGGAGAGAGAAAUUGUGGGUACACAAAAAGAAAUAAAUAACCACCAUUCAAUUCAAAUUUCUCAGUUGGACGAAAUAAAUAAGUUCUUGUUGGAAUGCAAUGGAGAACCAGCAGUUGGCUUUAUUAAAUUUUCAAUGAUGAUUUUUGAUGAAUAUCAAUCGGAAGUUUACAGAAUGAAAUCCUUGUUAAAAGUUUUUUGUAAAUCAAUUGACCAUAUUAAUAUGUUUUGGGUUAACCGAUCACCAAUAAUAGGAAAAUAUACAUGUAAUACAAGAAAUGAUAACUGUAUGGUAUUUCAUUUUAAUUCUAAGAAAAAACAUAGAUUUAUAUCUUUAGCAUAUGAUAAAAAUAAUAACUUGAUCCUAUCUUUUAACCGAUUUAAAAGCAAAUGGGAAAUUCAGAACAUUAGCGAAUUUUCAAUAGAUUUCGUUGGCGAAAACGAACAAAUUGAUAAAAAUAUCAUAGAUUUAUUUAUUAAUUUGGGAACUGAAUACAAUAUGAAGGAUGUAAAUAUAAAAUUUGAAGUAUUUAUCUCUAAUCAAUUUGAUGAAAAUAAUCAAAAUGAUGAUUUAACUGGACUCAGCAUUAUUACUAAAGGAAUUUUUACAAGACCACCUGUUUUAAUUUCCCCAUAUAUGUUAAAUAGACAAUUAAAGUUAGAGGAUUACCAUCAAUUUGAAAAUGAAAGUGAUGGAAUUAACUUCAUUGGAUCUUGGAAUUUGCUUGAAGGUAUGCAUCAGUUUGGAAUUAUACAUGGAACAAAUAAUUUUAACGUAUUCACCGACGAAAAAUAUGUCAUCGAAUAUAGUUUCUGUAAAGAUAAAAUGCAAAGUGAAGAUUCAUUUUUAAUUGAAAACAAGUUUUCCGAUAAUUCUCAUGAUAUAGCACAUAUUUUCCCUUUUUGCUUAGAUUCAAAAAACUUUUCAAGUGAUAUUAAAACCAAAAAAAUAAAUAUCUAUAUUGAAGAUAAGUUAAUUAUUCCAAAAUACUUAAUAAAAAAGGAGUUGGUAUUUAAUAAUUUAAAUAGAUUGCAUUUAGUUUGGUUGGACAGAAUCAACUUGGGUGAGAUUAAUAAAGAAAGUAGCUCAUCACCAUGGGUAACAUAUUUUACUUAUGAUAAUGCUUCUGACCAUAAAAAUGGGCAUUUAAAUAGCUUAAAAAUUCCCAGACAAUACAUUUCUUUCUCAAAGAUUGAUGAAUAUAUUAAUUAUUUUGAGUCAAACCAACGUAUCGAUAAUCAUUUGCCAUGCGUAAAAUGGAAUUGCCUAGUUGAUGAUAAAUCAAGGUCAAUAUUGGUUGUAAUUAUGUAUGAUGCUGAAGGGGUGGCUCUGGAACCUUGGCAAAAUAGUGAAUUCAAAAUUGAAAUUGAAUAUAGAAUAAAAAACUCAUUUUAUGAUCCUAAUUUAGAAUUUGAAGAACAGAUAAAAAAUGGAGUUAGCGAUUUUUCUAUUGAAAUAAGGAAUUUAAGUUCUACAACGUUUCAAAUUAUGGAAAUAAAACAAAAAAAUAUUGAUAUAGAAUUCUUUGCAAAAAUAAUAGAUUUGAAUUCUGAUAUAUUAAUGCAUUCAAACUCUUUAAGUUUAAAAGUAUAUGAAUCUAUUGAAUUAGAGCCAAACGCAGACACAUUUUCAUUGCUUCCAUAUGGAACUCCACUACACAUUAUUUUUAAAGGAGGGCCAGGAGAAUUUCAGAAUACAAAACUAGAAUGGAAUAUUCAACUUGAAAAAAAUGCCAAAGAUAAAGUUCAUAAAGAAAUUUUAUUGAUUAGAGACAAAAAAAAAUUGAUUAUAGAACCACUUGGAACAAUAGGAAAAGAAAGGGUAUCAAUAAAAUGUUUUUUAACCAAUGAAAAUGAAGAUACCAAAACUUUCAAAACAUUAUUAUUUUCGAAAUUAAUUGAUAUUUACGUUGACGUACCUAAUGAAAUAGAUGUAUUUUCACCUGAAAAGGAGUAUUUAUAUUUGGGUUAUCCAAAGGUAUAUAGAUUAAGAACUUGGAAAACUGAUGAAACUCGAACUUUACAGUUUCAUCAUUCCCAAUAUUUUCCUUCAGGAUUAACAAAUUGCAGAACUACCUGGUCCAUUAGCCAAAAUUUAAAUGAGGGUGGUUACAAUUCAGUAAAUUCUGAAAGUAAGAAAUGUGAUUUUCACUCUAAUUUAGUUUGUAUAUCAAGAUUUACUGGCAGAAGACAAAUAGAUCGUUUUAAAAUAAAUAAUUUUCUUGGAGAUUUUACUUAUAGCAAUAUUUCUAUGUAUGACUAUACGGUUUUGCUUUACCCUAAAAAUAUCGGGAUAUCUUAUUUAAAAGUAAGGUUAAAUUGCAAUUUUGGCUAUAAAGAGAAGAUAGAAUUAGAGUAUACACAAAAACUUAAUAUUUUAAAAGCUAUUAAUUCAGUUGAAAACGGAAUUUGGGUAAUUAAAGAUUCAUUUUAUUAUUUUAAUAUUCCAAAAGAAGUUUUUGUUAAAACUAAUAGUACAUUAGAUAUUGAAUAUUUAAAUAAUUCACAACUGGUUUACUUAAAUACUUGGAAAUCAAAUGAAACUAUCGUUUUUUUUAAUGAAGAAAAGAGAUUUGAACCAGCAGAUGGUAGUAUUAUUACGGUCUCUCCUAUUAUUAUAUCUGACUCGAAGGUAGUUCUCAUAGAAUUCGACAAAUACGAUGAUUAUUCAGUUAUGCUUUCACUUUUUUUCUUUAAUUCGAUGGGGGUCAGAUUAUUUCCAAGCCCAAAUUAUUGUUACGGUCUUAGUUUACACUUGAUUCCAGUUAAAAACGGCAAUCACAAUUUUUUUGUUAAAGCAGGGAGUAAUAUUUUAAUUUACUUAAACGGCUUAUUUGGUAAUAGAGUUUUUGAAGAAAGUAGUUUGAAUGAAAAUUGCCAGUUUAUAUUGAAACAAAAUCCAGAGAAUAAACCAUUAAUGCUAAUUGAAGAGAUUAAUUCAUGGAGAUUAAUGGACUCUGAAAGUGAUUUGUAUAAAAAUUCCAGUGAUUCAUGCUUCAUAAUUCAAAUUUAUUCAAAUAGAAACAGAAUAAUCGGGUCUCAGCCGUUUUGCCUCAAACUAAAUGCUCCAAAUCAUGGAAAGUAUAAUGAACAUAGCAAUUAUAUUAAUACAUUAAAUAUAGGUAGCAUAAAUAAUUCGAUAUUUAAAACAAAAUUAUAUGAAUUUGAAGUGUUUGCCGGUUCAAUACUUCAUCUUAAUCCUAUCAAAUGGAAAGCAUUAAAUUCAACUCCCGAUAAACUAAACUUUUGUGUAAUAGUGGACAACUUACGAAAAGAUUUAGACAUGCCUUUUAAAGAAGAAUUAUCUAAAAUUUUGAAUAUUCCAUUAAAACUUAUUAAUAUUACUUAUGAUCAAAACAUUCAAUCUAAGUUAUUUGAUCACUUGAAUAUAUCCUCUUCUAAUAAACAGCUAGUAUGUAUAUCUAUUAAUCAAAAAAUUGAUCCUUUUGAAUUAUGGGUAAUUUUGAUGAAGUAUUCGUCCAUUAUCUCUAAAUUCUACGGAAUAUUUUGGGUUGGCAUGAAUGAAAAGAAUGGGAUUAACAGUUCACGAGAUUAUAAUUCUGAAUAUCAUGCUGAUAUUUUGUUUUGGGAAUUAUUGACAAAUUGUGAUUCUGCAAAAAUAAUUGGAAAUGAAUUACUAGCUAUUCCCUUAUACAAUUCAAUUAAAUAUAUCAGACUGCGCUUGAAAAAUCUUAUUGAAAUACAUUUAAAGGUAAUCCCAAUUAAUGCCAAAUUUCCCGACGAAGACUUCAUCAUUGUAAAUAAAAAAUAUGAUAAGUUACAUAUAAAUACUCAGUUUUCAUUUUCUAUAUAUUUUGAUGGUAAUGAAAUUGUUAAUAAGUUUUUCAAUAAUAUUUACUACUCUUCUCCAAUAAUUGAUGUAACUUGUGAAGUUUACGACCCUAUCUUAAAGAAAAUCUAUAGCUCAACUCCUUAUUGGUCUCUAACUGUUCUUAAUAAUCCACUUUUACUGCCUUCAUGUAAUAUGGAUCCUCGUUAUAGCGAUUUAUCGAGAGAAAUAAGAAACUCUAUUAUGAGCAAUUAUUACACACGAAAUUUCAUUUACAUAUUGCCAAAAGUUACAAAAACAACUUUUAAUAUUACAAUAGAAUCUCAAUCUUCAGGGAAAUUAAAAAGAUCAGUUCCAAUUCAUUUCUACCCAAUUCUGAUAAAAUCACAAAGCUCCUCACUUUUUUUGAAAGAAUCAACAUUUAUUCGUGGUUUGGUAGACGACUUUCAUCAAAUUAAAAUAGUGUUCCCUUUUAAUUCUAAAAAUGAUUAUAAGUUCCCAAUACAAAUUUGGUUUUGGUUUGGAUAUAGGGAUGCAAAACUCAUUACCUAUACUAUUAGAGACCAAUUAUCAAAUGAAUACAUUUUAAAUUUUACUCCAAGUGAUCUACAAGGUGAAAUCAAGAUCUCACGAAACAGAGGAAUAAAUGAGCCAUCUAGUUUUGAUUCAAAUAUCAUUUUACCUCUGGAUAUUUUAUUUGAAUUUAUAUCUAAUGAACAAAAGCAUCAAAUUAAUAUAAUUUUCGAAAAUAAAAAUAGUGAUAAUACAAAGAAAACGGAAGAGAAAGUAAUAUCGAGAUAUUUUGAUUUUUCAAAGUCAAUUAAAGUAAUAAGAUACUUAUAUAUGAUAUUUACACCUCUUGUUAUUCUAUCAAUUUCCAUCUUUUACUUUAUGUUAAGUAAGAAACAGGUAAUUGCUAAGGAAACCAACUCAUCUCCAUUUAGAAAGUUGAACACCCAAAAGUGGUGA
This is a messenger RNA of Cryptosporidium ubiquitum, 7203 nucleotides long. RefSeq lists its product as uncharacterized. The transcript has a single exon. The coding region runs from base 1 to 7203 and encodes 2400 amino acids. The record is from RefSeq and is a predicted model, not a curated record. Lineage: Eukaryota; Apicomplexa; Conoidasida; Eucoccidiorida; Cryptosporidiidae.